Messenger RNA from Podospora bellae-mahoneyi, 1833 nucleotides. RefSeq lists its product as uncharacterized. The record is from RefSeq and is a predicted model, not a curated record. Gene Ontology annotation, molecular function: oxidoreductase activity; copper ion binding. The transcript has 4 exons. Bases 1 to 1833 code for a protein of 610 amino acids. NCBI's taxonomy places the organism in Eukaryota, Fungi, Ascomycota, Sordariomycetes, Sordariales, Podosporaceae.
AUGUUGGGGCUCACCAAAGUUUCGGCAGUAUUGCUGGCCACUGCUGCACUAGUUGUGGCUUCACCAGCACCCUCUCCAGUCAUACACCUCCUCCCCCGACAGACCAUCAUACCCGGAGGCAAGCCAUGCGGGCAAAAUAAUGCCACAAAUCGACGGUGUUGGAAGAAUAACUGGAACAUCAGCACAGAUUAUGACAACAUCAACCCACCAGCAUUUAACAACCGAGUGUACGACUUUCACAUCACCAAUGUCACGAAUUGGCUUGGUCCGGAUGGUGUCAGGAAACCAGCGAUGCUCAUCAAUAACCAAUUCCCUGGACCCACGAUUGAAGCUGAUUGGGGUGACUAUAUCAUUGUCAAUGUGUACAAUGACAUGCAAGACAACGGAACGUCUAUUCACUGGCAUGGAAUUCGCCAGUACGGCGAAAGUAACCAGGAUGGUGCCAACGGAGUGACCGAGUGUCCUAUCCCACCUGGAUCCAUGAAGACAUAUGAUUUCCACGUCACCCAAUAUGGCACCUCGUGGUAUCACAGCCAUUAUUCCAACCAAUAUGGUAAUGGUGUUGUAGGACCCUUGAUCGUGCGUGGCCCUGCAGCGGCCAACUAUGACAUCGACCUCGGUCCUUACAUGAUCAAUGACUAUUAUCACGAAACUGCUGAUCGACUUCACUUGCGAGCCGAGUUGGUCAGCAAUGGACCUCCUCCUGACAGCGACAAUAUCCUCUUCAGAGGCAAGAACAUUCAUCCACUUGGCGCAAGCCGUGGGGGCUCUUACGACCGUCUCACUCUCACCCCCGGCAAGAAACAUCUUCUCCGCCUCAUCAAUGCCAGUGUCGACAACUCCUUUGUUAUCUCUCUCGUAGGCCACAACUUCACUGUGAUUACGAACGAUCUUGUUCCAGUCAAUCCAGUCGUGCGCUCUUCCCUUUUCAUGGCCGUGGGCCAGCGCUACGAUGUCAUCAUCGAGGCCAACCAAGCUGUGGGCAACUACUGGCUUAAUGCCACUCUCGAAGCCAACAACAACUGCGGUCGAUCCCGUAAUCUUUUCCCGGCCGCCAUCAUCAGCUACCAAGGCGCGAGCACCACCGCCCUCCCGACGAACCGCGGCACUCCCCGUGUCGCCACCUGCAACGGCGAGACCGGCUUCUCUCCCAUCCUCACCCGCACCGUGCCCUCCACCGCCUUUGCCGGCUCCGCGGUCGGAACCCUCCCCGUCACCCUCGAGUUCCCCAACCACGGCCGGGGCCAGGUGUUUGAGUGGCGCGUCAAGAACACCCCCAUCAACAUCGAGUGGGACCACCCCAUCCUCGAGUACGUCCUCGAGAACAACAGCUCCUGGCCGGGAGCGGCAAACCUCAUCGACGUCCCCCAAGCCGACCAGUGGGUCUUUUGGGUCAUCCAAAACGACUUCGCCUUGCCCCAUCCCAUCCACCUCCACGGCCACGAUUUUCUCACCCUUGGCAUCGGGUCGGGUACCUUCAACAUCAACACGAUGAAAAGCCAGCUCACGUUCAACAACCCCAUUCGACGAGACGUGGUGCAGAUGCCGGGGAAUAGCUGGCUGGUGAUUGGGUACAAGACUGAUAACCCUGGUGUGUGGCUGAUGCAUUGCCAUAUCGGGUGGCAUGUGGCUAUGGGUCUGGGGGUGCAGUUCUUGGAGAGGAAGGAUGAGAUCAAGAGGAUGAUGCCGUUGGAUCAGCUGGUGCCGAAUUGCGAUGCGUGGAGGCGAUAUGCCAAGACGAGUCCGUAUCUGCCGAAGCUGGAUAGCGGGUUGAGGAGGAGGGAGGGGGAAGAGGUGGAAAAGAGGGAGCCUGCUUGGAGGAGGAUUGCGUGA